CCCCCCCUGCCAUUCCACCACCCAGCCAUGGAGGCUUUGGCUGAGAUUCCUGAAGCCACAAAUCACCAUUUUUUCUUGAAAUGCCUAUCAGAGAUGCCCGUGGGGUGUUCCCCACACCUCAGCUGAGAGCUUCAUCCAUCCCUCCCAAACUGGCAGGUGGUGAACCACCGACUAGGAGACAUUUCUAAGAAUGGGACUGGAGCCUAUCAAUUUCCAAGCAGAGGCAGAAAUAAUUUGUCAAAUGCUAUUUAUUAGGAAAGCGAGGACAAGGCAGCCUGUGGGCAGCUGCUGCCUUGGGGUUCCCUUCCAGAGGGGACACAGUCCCCCCCCCCCAUUUUCCAAGGGCACCAGCCCCAGACUCCUGAGAAAGGAGGACUCUGGGUGAGUGGAUUGGGCCCCCUCCACCUCUCUUCUUUCCUUCAAGGCUCUCGCUGGCUCUCUUGUGCCAUGUGGUCUUGCUAGGUUCCCACGGCAUCCCUUUAACCUAAUUUCUGGUGGGGGCAGGGGGUCACUGUGCAGGUAGGCAUCUUCCCUAAUGGAGGGGACGCAAUAUCAGCUUGUUCCAGGAAGGUCCGUUUGCCAAGGUGUCCGGCUGUGAGUUGGGCACUCAGAAACGCUCUUCUGUCAAGAGGCCAGGAGUCUGGCGGUUGGCAGGAGUGGCAGGCAAUGGGCUUCUCCAGAAAAAUGCUCUUUGAUUCGGUUGCCUUGGGAGACUGUCCACGCGAGGGAGAGGCUCUUGCCUGCAGCCCCACAGCUUCUGGCUCUUGGGGGUCGGAAGCAGAUCCAUGGCCUGGACAGAAAAAGGGUGGUUUUGGUGCAGAAGCACACAGGGGGAACGUCGGCUCGGCUGUUGUCAUGGGAUGCUGCGUGUCCCGGGAAGGCAAAGGAGAGAGACACCCCAAGGCCUUGGGGUGACAUGAGUGGUGACUGGAGAACUGGGGGGGUGCGGGGGCUGUUUUGUGCUCUGUGUAUGCAGGGAAAGGAGGUGCGACCAAGUGCAGGUGGGGAGUGCAUGACCCCAGGGUCCUCUUCAGUAGCAACAAAUUUAAAAAGGUAAAGGUAAAGGGACCCCUGACCAUUAGGUCCAGUUGCGGACGACUCUGGGGUUGCGGCGCUCAUCUCGCUUUAUUGGCCGAGGGAGUUGGCGUACAGCUUCCGGGUCAUGUGGCCAGCAGGACUAAGCCACUUCUGGCGAACCAGAGCAGUGCACGGAAAUGCCGUUCACCUUCCCGCCGGAGGGGUACCUAUUUAUCUACUUGCACUUUGAGGUGCUUUUGAACUGCUAGGUUGGCAGGAGCUGGGACCGAGCAACGGGAGCUUAACCCGUCGCGGGGAUUCGAACCGCCAACCUUUUGAUCGGCAAGCCCUAGGCUCUGUGGUUUAACCCACAGCACCACCCGCGUCCCCCAGAAACAAAUUUAGUUCUCUUUUAAUUAUUUGCUCUAAUUUCUUUUAGUCUACAGCCAUACCUCGAGUUACGGGUGCUUCAGGUUGUGUUUUUUCGGGUUAUGGACCCGCUGAAACCCAGAAGUACCAGAACAGGUUACUUCCGUGUUUCGGGGGUCGCGCAUGCGCAGAAGCACUAAAUCCUGCUUUGUGCAUGCACAGAAGUGCCAAAUCGCAACCUGCGCGUGCAUGGAUGUGCCACAGCAGGUUGCAAAUGCUGCGGGUUGCAAACGUGCAUCCCACAUGGAUCACGGUUGCAACCCUAGUGUCCACUGUAAUGGUUUUUAACCAGUGUGCUGUGGCACCCUGGGGUGCCUUGAAUGAUGGUCAGGGGUGCCACAGGCAACCCUGGCCUCUGCCCUCUUUUGUUCCCUCCCUCUCCUGAUGCCCUCUUGCGUCUCUGCCUCCCCAAGGCUUGCACAGCUGUUUGUUGCAGCAGCCCUGGCUCCAAGCUCCCCAGGCGAAUGGUGCCUCUGGGGCUGGCCAGGGGGUGCUGGUUGCUGAGGCAGCAUCAGAGUAAGCAAGCAAGCAGGGGGGCGAGGGAGCCCAACCAGCCAGCCAGUCUGCCAGCUGUUGGGAAUGGAGAGCCAAGUGGGAGGCCAGGCAAGCAGACAAGGGCCAUGUUGGCUUUCUUGGGCUUGCUGUGUGCAAGGCUUGCCCGGGAGCUGAAGGGGAGCCUUUCCGCCAUGCAGGUCUGGCAGUGCCUGCUGCUGCCACCCAAGGCAAGGCAUUGGCCUCACGUUCACCUUUGGCCAGUCUCUGUUGGACCACUAAGGCUGGGGGCAUCCUCUUCCCAGGCCCCUCUCUUUGGGGCAGGGGGGCAGCUCAGAGACCGGGGCGGCAGCAGUGGCUGCCCAGAAGACUCCCAAGGAAAGGGGAGAGGAGGCUGAGGGAACACUCCACAAAGGAGGGGGUUCGAAAAGGGGUGAGGGGCUGCCAGCUCUGCAGGCAAGGGGGGGACCUAACUGGCCUCCUGGUCAAGGGAAACAUGGACUCAAAAAGGUUGAAAACCUCUGUUUUAGUGUCUAUAGGUUUUUAGUAGUCUGCCGAAGACUUUUCUGAGAAAGACUGAUUUACCUGUGAUUGUGAUGGUCUUUCUGUUAUAGUGCUGAGGCAUUUUCCUUCCCCCCCUCUCAGUCUUGAGUCUUUCCUCCCCUGGGGGGUCACUAACUCUCUUGCUGAGUCCCACUUGCGGAGUCCCAGGGGCUCAGCAAGAGUUCUGAGCAGGGGUCUCCCCAGGUGGUCCAGGCAGGAGCCAGCAGUGGGACCCUCAGUCGGUUCUGUUUGUUUCCAGGCUGCUGACUCCUUGCUCUUUGUCUCCCUCCAGGUGCUCCUUUGAUGCUUCGAUGAGAUGCGCUUCUGCAGUCCCUCCUCACCUGAAUCCUUCCAUGGGUAGUUUGGGGAUCGCGGGGGUCCUGGAGAGCGACGACGAUGGAUAGCCCCCCCAAGCUGGCCGGUGAGACGCUGAUUGUCCACCACAUCCCCCUGGUGCACUGCCAGGUCCCUGACCGGCCGUGCUGCGGCACCACCAGCAAACGGGCCAACCCCUUUGGGCAGGCCGACUCGGGGGCCCUGCGGACCGGCUCCCUCCCGGAGCGGGACCUCUCGCAGGCCGACUCCCUGCUCUACAGCAGCUUGCUCCAGGAUCCAGAAGCGACCCUGGCCCCGGGGGAGACGCCCGAAGAGAAGGAGGCCCCGCACAGGGACCCGCCUGCCCCCGGUGCCAACAAGCGGCAGAACCCCUUCCUGCUGGGUGGCAGCGAGACCCAGGACCUCUGCGAAGAUGAGCUGGGCAAGGCCUCCUUCCACCUGCAUGAGCUGGCCCUGCCGCCCUUCCGCCUGCAUGAGCUGGCCCUGCCGCCCUUCCGCCUGCACGACACCAGCCCCGUCGUGAAGCCCUGGAGCGCCAGCCCCCGGGCGGACGUGGUGGAGGGCCAGGAGGAGGACGAGCUGUCCCGCGAAGACGCCCGCAAGAGGAGCCGCCUGGCGCCUGAGCUGAUGGAGCUGGACGAGUACGGCUGCCACCGCGCUGAGCCCUCCAGCUUCUCCUUUGAGCAGGAGUGGGCCAGCGACGGCGAGGAGCUGGCGCACAGCCGGGACGCCCCCCGCAGCCGGACCUGCAGCUGCUCCAGCGCGGAGCUCCAGCGCUGCUGCUGCUACAGCCUCUCCAGCCAGUCGGAGGCCCCCGACCAGCCGAUGGGCUACGUCAGCGACUCCUCCUGCAACAGCUCCGACGGCGUCCUGGUCAACUUCAGCGCCCUCUACAACAAGAUGAACGGGCACGCCCACCCCAACCUCAACUCGGGGGCCCACUCCUGCGACGACUCCUCCUCCGGAAGCCACUCGGACUCAGGGGCCUUCUACCUGGACUUGCACUCCUCGCCCGGCGAGCCCAAGGUGCCUGGCGAGCCGCACCAGGCCUGCGGGUGCCACCACGCCUCCUCCCCGGUCUUGGACGCCAACUGCAACUCCUACCCUGCCCUGUGUGACCCCUGCGCCUCCGAGGCCUCCGACCUGACGGCCUGCUUCCAGAGCCAGGCGCGGCUGGUGGUGGCCACCCAGAACUACUACAAGCUGGUCACCUGCGACCUGUCCUCCCAGUCCUCGCCCAGCCCAGCCGGCUCGUCCAUCACCAGCUGCUCGGAGGAGCAGCCGCGGGGCAGCCCCCUGCAGCCCACCGAGUACUACCUGUUCCAGAGGCCCGACAGCGACACCGACUGCUCGCGGGAGGAGUCGCAGGGGGAGGCCGAGAAGGGCGCCAUCGAGGGGCAGGUGUACGUCAACGUCUCGCCGCCCACCCUGGCCGGCCCGCGGAGGCAGCGGUCCCGCAGCUACGACCGCAGCCUGGACCGCAGCCCCACCGGGCGGCUGGGCUCCCUGGAGCGCAUGAUGAGCUGCCCGGUCCAGCUGAGCGACGGCCCUGCGCUGCCCUCCCAGGGCUCCCCGCCCAAGCGGGUCACGUCCUUUGCAGAGCUGGCCAAGGGCCGCAAGAAGACGGGCUCCUCUCCCCCGCUGCGCACCAGCAGGGACUCUUCCCUGGAGUUCUCCCCCAUCCCCGAGUACCAGAGGGACGGAUCUGUCUUCCUGGAGGGCCAGGCCAGGCACAGCCAGAGCCUCCCAUCCCACGCCCUCAACCGCAGCUGCGAGGGCCACCGUGGUGCCGAGAGGGGGCUGAGCACCCCCAGGAAGGGCCUGGGCUCCAGGGAGAUGCCUUCCUGCGGGCAGGAGGGGCCCGCGCAGCCGUUCUUCUCUGCCUUGAUGGAGCAGGGGUCUGCCAGCGGCCUUGGCCAGAAAGACAUUCGUGCCCGAGCUGAUGGUAAGCCACUGCCCUGGGUGACGGGCGCGCUGCUUCUCUCUCGCAGCUGGUGGAUAGUGCGUGUUUGUCUGAAUGCUGGAAGGGGGGCACUCGGCUCAAUGUCUCCUCCUCCUGGGAUUCCUGCAUUGCAGGGGGUCAGUCUAGAUGGCCCUUGGGGUCUCCUCCAGCUCAACAAUUCUAGGAUCCUGUGAUUCAGCUGAGGCUUUUAAAGAGAGGUUGGGUGGCCCACUGUCAGGGAUGCUCAAGUUGUAAUUCCUGUGUUGCGGGGAGUUGGACUAGAUGGCCUUUGGGGGCCCAUUAUAACUCCAGAAUUAUGUAAUUCUAUAAACAUGGCUUCCCCCAAAGGGUGAUGAUGGGCAGGAUGACGCUUUUCAGGCAGGCUACCUGCAGGGGACCAGCCCUCGGGGCCAGCAGGGGACAUUUCCUCCCAGGCCAGAACAUCCUUGUGGGUGAACUGGGGGUCCUGAUCUGGAUUGGGGCCACUUCUUGUCUGAUGGGGGGGUAUUGGGGUGUCUGGGAGGGACAGCACGGCUCGUUCGUGGCUCCCCAAAGAGCCGCAGGGAGGCCCAGUGCUGAGGGGAAGACUUUGCAUGCAGUGGGGCUGGACCACGUGGGGAGCUGUGGACGCACCCCACUGCCUCUGGGUGCAGCCACCACACAGCAGACAAUGCCCCAGAGGCGGAACCAGCAGUGAGGCGGCAGCUGCAGCCAUUUGGUCUGAAUUAAAGGGCCUUGUCUUUUUAUGUACGGAGAGGUUAGUGUGGUGGUUUGGGGAGGGGAGCCAACUCUCCGCUCUGAGGCAAGCCUCUGAAACUUAAAAUGCAAAGCAAAAAAUCCAAAUACCCAAAGAUCAAUGGGGAAAAUACAGGGGUGAUGGCCAGAAUGCCCUUUUCAAAUUAGAACAAAUGAAGAGCCCACUGGAUCAGGCCUGUGGCCCCUCUAGUUCACAAUGGCUGUCGAGACACAAACAGGAUUUGAGGACAAGAGAACUUUCCUCUCUGGUUAUCCCAGCACUGCGCCCUUUGGGGAGGCAAAGAGUCCAUGGAUGUGUGGCUUGGGCACUUGGCGGGCUGUGUGUUGGCCCCGGGGUGCUGUGCUCCCUCACCUCUUGGCCUCUGCUGGUCUGGGGCUCAGGCAUCCUGGGCGACCAGCACUGGAACAAGGAGGAGAUUCCUAGCUUUCUUUUGACAGCACCCGGCCCAAAGGGCAGCCUCUGUUCUGGAGAAACAUCUCCCAGAGGUUUGCAGCGAAACCUUUCUCCUGAUUUCUGUUGCCUGCUUGAUGCCACCGUGUGACUUGGUUUGCUGAGGAUCUGAAAUGUGCCCACAAGGGCCAGAUCCCUGGCUGGUCUUGCCGUCCAACGGCAGGUGAGCAGAGAAGGAAGGGAAGGGGUGGCUCUGGGGGUGCAAAGAGCCUCCUUGGGAGAGGAAGAGAGGGGGGCAGGCUUUGCUCGGAAGCCACACAGCACCCUCCUGCGGCAGGAACGGGCCCCGAUCCCAAAGCCUGCCCAGUAUUUGUUUUACAACUCCUCUCAAAUCCUUUACUCUCGAGAAGGUGGCUUGUCCAGCCCCCUGCCAGAGAGAUCCAUGCUCGGGAGCACUUAGACCAGAGGCUCCUCAGUCCACCCACCACUGUCUGGACAUUCCCACUGCCCUUUCGCACCCUGGACCAGGAAGGGCCCUGGCCUCAAAGAUGCUCCCUGGCCCUUCCUGGCCUCAAGGGCAGCUUUGCCUCCACUCUUCUCUGCACUCCCUUCAGUUUGGGGCCCUGGCACCCCCCCUCGGUCUGCUGUGUCUUUUCUUCUUUUUAUAAGGAAGAAUACAAAGAUUAUUGUUAAUAAGAAUAAGAAUAAUAUACCUUGCCCUCCCUGGCCAGAGCCGAGCUCAGGGCGGCUAACACCAGUAAAAUUACAAUAAAAACAUAAUGGGGGAAAAAACACAAUUUAAAAUACAGGUUAAAAUGCAAUUUAAAAUGCAGCCUCGUCUUAAAAGUAGCCCAUGGAUCAGAACCGUAACGGGACGGAAAACAUAAGGGUCAGACUGAGUCCAAACCAAAGGCCAGGCGGAACAGCUCUGUCUUGCAGGCCCUGCGGAAAGAUGUCAAGUCAUGCAGUUGAAUAUUCUCUCUCAUUUUUGGCCAAACUAAAACAUUAAUCUAAAGGCAAAAAAGAGAGAGAGGAGAGGGAAGGGAGGGAGGGAGGGAGGGAGGGAUAAAAAAAGGAAUAGAAAAAGAUUUAGAAGAGAGAGAGAAAGCGAAGUUAAGAAGCUAAAGAACUUCCGGUUCUUGGCCUGUCCGCUAUAUAUAAACAUCAUUUUCUUCAUUCACUCCAGCAUAACACCUAAUAACCCCCCCCCCUUGGUCUACUUGCGGCUGCCACCCAGUUUCCUAUGGGGAGGCUGCUAGUGGGACUCCCCAGUUCCCUACCUUCCCGGGGCUCCUGGCAGGACCAGAGACCUUGCUUGGAGGCAGGAAUUGUCCCCCUUGGAGAGAUCUCUGUCCAAAGCAGCUCCGAGUCGUCUCCCAAGUGGGAGCAGCCGCUGGCCUGGAGGCGAAGAGCUGAAAGGGGAGAAGCUGGUCUUGUGCUCCAGCAGGAGGAGACCCUCGUGUUGCGCAGCUGGGCUCCCAUUUCAGGGAGGGGCCAAGGCACUGCUCUCCGCCUUCCUCUCCCAGGGAAGCAAAACACCUCCAGCUGCCGGGAGCGCCAGCCCAGGACAUCCCAAGUGAAAAGGUCUGGAGGGACUGGGGGUGUUGGGGGAGCCCCUCUUGCAUGAGGAGGAAGAGGAGGCAAACAUGCCUGGCCACCAGAGGGGCAGAUUCUGCCCUUGCAGCCCCCAUUGAGGGGUGUGGGGUUCUCUUGCUGGCCCUUGCUGGUUCAUAUGGACCCCCUUCCAAGAGGGUCCAGGGCAGAGGCUCAAACCCCCAUAGCCCCCCCUACACAUAGAUGGUUCAGGGGGGAAGGGGGCUGUGAAUCAGCGUGGGUGGGGGAAGGGAGGGCCCUGGUUCUGCCCCCCCACUGCUGACUCCUGCUCACCCACCCAUGGGACGCUUUUGGAGCCUCCCUGCUCCAUCCUUCCAGCUUGAUGCGGUUUUUCCAGUGCCUCCUCCAGCACAGCCCCAGAGAAGCUGUUCUCCCCUUUUCAGAUGCUUGUAUGAAAUGCUGAUUGGAUCCAAGGAUCUGGUGAUCUUAGCAGGAUGCGCCUGAUUGCUUUGUCCAGGGGCAGAACUGGGCUGGCUCAUGGCUUCCCUUUCGACCACGGCUUGGUCCCAAAAAGGCCUUCAGAUAUUCCAAUUAGCACCACUAAUGACUUGCCCAGCACCUUCUGAGAGCUCUGACUGCUUGGCGCACGCAACGGCAGCCUUGAAACCCAUACAACGGCCCUGCCAGGUUGGCCUGCGCCAUUCUCCGAGGCUGAGCGAGGCUUGCUUGCCUAGGCAGAUGCCAAAGUCCUUCCAGGGGCGGCCAGACCUGUGGCUCUGACAGGAGCUGCCAGUUGAGCCCUCAUCCUGCUUUGCCUGACAUUUUCCGGGGCAUUUUCCCUCCGCCGGGAUAUUAGGCAGCCUCUGUCGCCUUCUUGGCACCUGCUGAAGCCCUUCCUCUUCCAACGAGCCUUUUAAGCGGAGAUCUUUCCUGCUCUCCAUCUGCUUUGAAGUUGUUUGUAAGGUGCUUUGGUUGCUUUCUCACUUUGUGGGCUCCUCUGGGAGGAAGGAUGGGGCGUACAUUUAAUAAUAAAUAAGCUGGGACAGUUCAGCGAUGCCUUCAGCUGACUGAGAGCCAGCAGUGCACCCUGGUUUGCUGCCUUGCUGGUUUUCAUUCAUCGGGCACCUGGGGGAUCCCUCCUGGGCUUGGCGCUGGCCUGGCCUGGUCUUCUUUCCCAGGGUUGGGGGCUGGGGGGCUGCUGCCCCUGAGCCAGAGGACCAGGCAGGGCUCUGCCACCACAACCCUCGGGGGGCCGCAGCAAAUAUGAAGGGGGGCUUUCAAGGCAGGGGCAGGAGAGGGAAACUGAACUGCAGAGGGUUGAACUAGAUGAUGUUGUAAACAAAAAUCCAAGAGCCCAUAUGGAGUCCUUACGUAGGUUCCCUAUUGGUAGGAGAAAAUAACUGAGCCCAACCAGAGAAUAUUGAGAAGCAAAGCAGCUAGUAAGCCUGAUCUUUAUUGAUCUGUUGCAACAGGGUCCCCCGCUCACCCCACGCAGGAGGGAGGAGGAACCCAGAACUAUGGUGUGCAAGCCCUUAUACAGACUUUUGAAAUUGCCUCAGAUACAUCAUAACUACAUCACAGAAAUCUGAGUGCUUUGUUUACCUCUUGUCUGCCAGGUUACCUGUUUAAUGGUCACUUGAUUGGAUUGCCUGGGGAGCCUGGCCAGUCUUUUGUAAUGAUAAAUACUUAGUUCCUGAGCCAGGUCACAGGCUCACACCCUAUUCAUAUCUUAAAUGUGCCCUUAAUACAGGAUUUGUGAAGGAAAAGACAAUGGAGAGGCUUUUCCAUUUUCCUUUGACCUUGCAGAGAAAACAUUUGCUCAGUUUGGGAAUCAAAAAUGGUUUCAGGUCGGUCUUCCUGUGGUGAUCUAUGUACGUACUUGGUUGGUACAUUUAUGAACAUUUAAUAUAUAUCUGAGACCUUAAAAUUCUUAUCACAAUGACCCUUGGGGCCUUCCAGCUCUUCCAAGUCAAUGUGAAGAUCCAAAAUGUGGCCGGAAUCAAGAGGGAGGUGGGUGGCUUCUCUGUCCAGUUGGAGGUACAGUGGUACCUUGGUUGUCAAACUUAAUCCGUUCCAGGAGUCCAUUCGACCCCCAGAACGGUUCAGAAACCAAGUUGCGGCUUCCAAUUGCACUUCCUGUACUCAAUCAGAUGUUUGGCUUCCAAAAAACCUUCACAAACUGGAACACUCACUUCUGGGUUUUUGAUGUUUAGGAGCCAAAACGUUUGAGUCGCAAGGCGUUCGACAACCAAGGUACAGAAGAGGUGGCCUGAGCUUGUCUUUAGGGAACUUCUCAGAGCUGUUAAGGACAACGUUGUGGGUUGGAAGAGGCUUCUGUGGGAUUCCAGGAGCCUCUUUCCCUGGACCAUGGAAAGUGGAGUCCAGCAGAGCUGAAGGGGCCAGUCGGCCUUGGCAAGAGGCUUGACCAUCCGGGAGGAGGCUCCUUUCUGCCUGCCCCCCCCUUCUCUGCUUCCCUUUUGCUCCAAGGGGCACAUUGACCCAGAGGCUCCGAAAGGGGCUGCCUGUGUGAUUCUCCUGGGAGGGUCACGCCAACCUCGGGGAGAUGCCCAGAGCAGCACCUGCCAGGCUGCUUCUGACUCAGGUUUCCAGAGUGAUAGAGGCACUUAGACUGGAGAGCGUCUGUGUUGGGCAUCAUUUCACGGACAUUUAUGCCAAAGACGGAGCCUUUCACUGCAAAAAGUAACACACACAGGGGCACCAACUUGAAUAAAAUAUUGGGGGGGGGGCCUCAGGUAAGCCCUGACCCACAUAAUCGAUUACAUGGCAUGGGGCAUGCACACCACGUGAAUGGCAGUGCCCUUCAACUGGAGGGGGGCUGGCUCCCUCAAAUACUUCAUUGGGGGGUUGGAGAGCCCUCGGCCCCAUGGAGUUGGCUCCUAUGCGCAGUGGACGCUUCCAGCUAACUGUUCAUUGAGCGUCCAUCCUGAUGUGAGUGCAGAGGGAUGAGGUGAGAGUGGCUUUUUAAGUCACUCUGCUGGAAACCGCAGGAGGGAAAAGUGGCUCUUGCGCUUGUGUGUUUCCAGGAGAGCAGGAGGCUGGCUGAGAUGGGGCCCCUUGGGCCUGAUCCAGCAGACUCUUCUCAUGCUCUUAAGGCUGUUGUGCCACCCAGAGGCAGUCUGUGAGGGUUCCAGCUGUUAUAAGAAAAACUGCUCCCUUUUCCUUACAGGGUAUUCCAGAACCCAUGUAGACUCCUUAAGUGGGUUCCCUACCGGGAGGAGAAAAUAGCAGAGGCCAACCAGAGUAUAUUGAGAAGCAAAGCAGCUAGUAAGCCUGAUCUUUAUUAAAGGAAAUAAACUAUUGCAACAGGGUCCCCCCUCACCACAUGCAGGAGGGAGGAGAACCCCGAACAGUGGUGCACAAGCCCCUAGAUAGAAUUUUGAGAUUGCCCACCCUGUAAUCCAAGACCACCCCCCAAAACAUCAUACAUAUAUCACAGAAGGAGGCAGUCUCCAGCAGAAAUUUGAGAGUGUUGCUUCUCUCCUGUCUGCCAGGAUACCUGAUAAGGCCUUACUUGGUUGCCUUUUCUGGGUAGCCUGGCCAUUCCUUUGAGAUGGUAAAUACUUCCUGAAUCUCUUACGCAUAUUGAGAGUGUGCUCAGCUGAACAGAUAUUUGCCAGACUGUAUUUACAGGGAGAUGUAAGCAGCCCCUACAGUCCAAAGACCACUGGAAAGCUUUCCCCUUCUCCUUCCUCCUUGCAGAGAAAUAUUUGAGGUCCAUUUGGGCGAGUCAAAAUGGCUUCAGGGUUGUUCUCCUGUACUAUUUCAGACACGUGGUUUAUAUACUUGUGCAUGUGUUUGCCUUGUACAUUUAUGAACAUUUAUGUUUUGUUUGAGACCUUAGAAUUCUUAUAAAACUACAUCCUUAGAGAUAUUUGUCCUUAGAGAUAUCCUUAGCCCCCUUUGGCCUGAUCCAGCUAUCUCUUCUCAUGCUCUUAUGGAACUUCCAGCUCCAGAGGCAGUCUAUCUGCAGUCCAAUCUUCUAUGGGGCCUUUGGUGCUGGGAGAAGAGGAGCCUGGGUCCCUGGUGUCCUUUCACGCUGUCUCUCUCUCCCUCUGCAGGCGGCGCAGCGGACAGCAAGUCGGUGGUGCGCUACAGCAAGGCCCAGCGCCCGACCACCCUGCCCAUCCAGCCCUUUGUGUUCCAGCACCACUUUGCCAAGCAGCCCAAGGCACGGGCCUUGCACAGCCACUUUGCCGCCAGCCUCUCCCAGCUCUACAGCCGCUCGGCCGCCAGCCAGACUCUCUCCUCCGCCUCCCAGUCUUCAGCCUCCGCCACCUCGGCCGAGAUGGUGGUCCAGGCGGCGGCCCUGGGGCACGGCCAGCGCUCAGCGGACGGGGCGGCCUCCCUGGGGGACGGCUGUGCCAGGAAGCCCGUGCCGGAGACCACGCGCCCGUCCCCGCUGGGCAGCUACUCCCCCGUGCGAAACAACGUGCCUUUUUUCCAGAGCGCGGACUCCUCCUCGUCCUCCUCCUGCUCGCCGGGCAAUGAGAGCCACCCGCCCCGGAGCAGGUCUUGCCCGGUCUCCGCCAACCUCCUGCCAGCCGGGACUUCCCCUCCCGCAGGAAGCCAGGCUGCCAACCUCGGCAGCAACGCCAACGGCACCACCCUCCUGGCCAAGAAGGAGAGCCCCCCGCCCGCGCCCACGAAGGCUGCCGUGCUGCUGCCGGAACUGGAUGCCCCUGUGCCCGAGCGCCAGCUCCACUGCAGCACCGCCCUGCCUCCCCUGAUGCCCCCCGGGCUGAUCCUGGCCAGGCCAGGCGACCAUGGGGAGCCCCAGUGGCCCCUCGGCUGCAGCGAGGCUCUGGGCGCAGGAUCGCUGGGCCCUCGGCCGCUCAAUGGUGGGUAGCCGGUCCAGAGACGGUCAUGCAGCAGAGCGGUGGGGUGUUGGGGAAAAGAUCUGGGAGUGUGCAUGGUUUUUUUGGGGGGGGCUAUGCCAUUUUCCUUCAUUGCUGGGGCCCCCAAAACACUGGGUGUUGGGAGGAGAUAUCGGCUGCCAUUGUCAGGCUGCCAGCGCCAGGCUGGGUGGGUCCUGCUUUUGGGGAACGCGUGCCAAGGCACCAUCUCUGGGCCAAGGGUCCCACUGCCUGUGAGUGAGGGUCCCCCCCUGUAACCUCCCCCUGGGGAGCAGCCGGUGGAGGGCAGAGGAUGGGUGUGUCUGUCUUUGGCCAAGGCCUGGCUCCAAUCCUGGGGGUGCACUGACUCCUGUCCUUUCACGCCUCUCCAACUCCCCUCCCUGGGAAAGCCAGGCUGUGCCGGAACUGAGACACAUCCUGCAUUGUAGGGGGUGGGCUAGAUGACUCUAGGGGCCCCUUUCAACAGUUCUAGGAUUCUGCAGAAUAUGCCUGUGUGCAUGUGUGCAAAAGGCCUCUGAAGCAUCAGAUGGCCGGGGGUCCCUGCAGCCUCCUCUGCCCAGAUGCCUCCUGCCCCACCUGCCCCGCUCAGGUGUGCCCUCCAGGUGUGUUCCCCCUGCACCUUUUGGGGGGGCUCCACCGCUUGAACAACCCGAUGCUGCUGCUGCUACUAACUGCCUGUCUCUGUUCCUGCCUCCUCCCCUUUGCCCCCCCUGCUUUUCUGCCCCUCUCCUUCUCCCCCAUCUCUCCUUCCGGCUGCCCCCUGCCUCGUCCCGGGUCCCCCCCCCAGCCAACCACCUCUCUCCGCAAGCCCUCAAGUGGCGGGAGUACCGGCGGAGGAACCCCCUGGGCCUGGACCGCAUUUCGGGGCUGGCCGGCAGCCUGGACUGGAAGCAGCCAGAGGGCAGGCUGCCCUGGAGGAACCCCAUCUUCGAGCUCCCCUUGAGCACGGGCCGCGCCAGCUGCAGACUCAACGGUGGGCCCCCUCCUCCCGUGGGGCUGUGGCAGCCAGCGAGCGGCUCUUCCCUCUGGGGGGGGAGGGGGGCUGAAAGGGGGCCUUGGAGGGACCCCCUAGAAGGGCAGGAUGGAAGGGGAGGACUCAGCAGCGGGCCAUGAAUGCCAGCCCCCUGUCUCUGAAAUCAUAUACCGUAUUUUUCGCCCUGUAAGGCGCACCCGACCAUAAGACACACCUAGUUUUUAGAGGAGGAAAACAAGAAAAGCCAGCAAGAGCCGCAGACACGCUCGCUCGGCGUGGCUCUUUAAAGGUAGAGCGGCUCUUGCUGGCUUUUCUGGGAGGUGGGAGAAGGGACUGACGGGCUGCCCUCCAUCCCUUCUCCCACCUCCCGGAAAAGCCAGAGCAAGCUGCACAGCUAUCGCUGAAGCCAGCAGACCAAGAGCUGUGCUGACUUCAGCGAUAGCUGCGCAAAGCCUCUUCAGCCAGCACAGCAAGAGGGAGAGCUGCCCAGCGCCUCUUGGUCUGCUGGCUUCCCAGCGAAGCAGGAUGAGGGAUGGGAAGGAGCCCUUACGGAGCCCCUUCCGUCUCUCAUCCUGCUUCGCUGGAAAGCCAGUGACCCAGAAGUACUGCGCAGCUCUCCCUCUUGCUGUGCUGGCUUCAGCGAGAGCUGUGCAGCCUGCAUUCGCUCCAUAAGACGCACACACAUUUCCCCUUGCUUUUUAGGAGGAAAAAAGUGUGUCUUAUGGAGUGAAAAAUAUGGUAUUUAUUUCACGUAUAUCCCACCUUUUCCUCCAGGGAUCUCAAACUGGCAGGCACGGCUCUUCCCACUCCUCAUUUAAUGCCCACAACAGCCCUGCGAGGUAGGCCAGGCUAGCCCACGAUGGCAGCCAGGGAGCUUUGUGGCCGACCCAGAGCCCAAGGGAAGCCAGUGGGCCUUGAGGAUGCCCUUGUGUGCCCAGGCUGGUGGAGUGGCAGCCCAGCUGUUACCUUUGCAGGGACUAGAUCAGGCAUGUCCAACCGGUCGAACGCCACCUACCUGUCGAUCGCGGGGCGUUCCUGGUCGAUCACGGCUGAUGGCGUGACCCUGAUUGAUCAUGGCACGCCGCGCCCCCGUUGCUCUUUCCCCUUGCUGCCGCCAGCGCUUUUGUGAUUGCCUUAUUUUCCUGCAUCUGUGGGGAAAGUGUGUGACGGAGUGAGAGCUGCAGGCUGUAGGGUGAGCGAUUUAAUGCAGCUUUGGUCUCCCUGCAUGAAGAAAGCUCAAGAACUUUGGUCUCUCCACCCCAAAAAAGCUCAGCUACUAUGUGCAAUGACAAUGGGCAGAUCACUCCCAGUUUUACUGUACUAGGGGUAGAUCGCGGUCUCUAUAGAGUUGGACGUACCUGGACUAGAUGGAGAGACAGGGUGGCAGCCUUGGAACAGCAACUGAUUCGGAUUUAAGGCAUUCAUGGCUUGGUCUUUAGCCAUCCCCCCGAUAAGGACAGAGCCAGCGAAAUGCCAGUUUGGUCCCUCAGGGCAGAGGCAGGAGCUGUGCAGGGCGAGGCAAAACCCGCCCGGCCCCUGGUAUCACCCAAGCCCUUCCUAGGAUGUUGCUGCAGGGAAAUGUCCCUGGACGUUGCCCAGGAGAGACCCCUCCCAGUCUCAGUAGGUCCUCCUGGCAGGGCAGGAAGUCUCCCUCUGUCCCUCCCCUCCCCAGGGAGCUGCUCUCCCCUUUUCUGUGGGGAAACUGAGGCUGGAGGUGAAGGCUGGCUGACAACAGGCCCCUCCAGCCCCAGAGCCAACACUCGUUCCUUCAGGAGGGAUAAAAGAAAGGCCUUCUUCACGCAGCGCAGUGUUGAACUAGGGAACUCCCUGCCACAGGGAUGGCCACCCACUUGGGUGGAUUUAAAAGAGAAUUCGACAAAUUCAUGGAGGAUCGAUCUCUCCCAGUGGCUACUAGCCAUGAAGACCAUACUCUGCCGAUAGUCAGAGGCAGCUUUACUUCUGGAUCCUGGUUGCUAGAAACCACAGGAGGGGAGAGUUGCUCUUGGGUUCGAAUCCUGCUUGUGGGUUUCCCAUGGGGGCAUCUGGGUGGCCACUGUGGGGACAGGAAGCUGGAUUAAAUGGGCCCCCUUUGGCAUGAUCCAGAAACAGGGCUCUUCUUUUGCUCUUACAUUAUUAUUAUUAUUAUUAUUAUUAUUAUUAAUACAGUCAUACCUCGGGUUCAAGUAGCUUCGGGUAAAUCAUUUUUGGGUUGCACUCCACAGCGACCCGGAAGUAACGGAGCGCGUUACUUCCGGGUUUCGCCACUCGCGCAUGCGCAGAUGCUCAAAAUGACAUCAGGCGCAUGCGCGGAAGCGGCAAAUUGCAACCCACAGACGCGGGUUGCGUUCACUUCAGGAUGCAAACAGGGCUCCAGAACGGAUUCCGUUUGCAUCCAGAGGUACCACUGUCAUAAUAACGACAAUAGCCUGCCAUCUGGCUAGGUUGUCCCAGCCACUCCACGUGUCACAGAGGAGCCGGAUCUGACCUUGCCCGUCUCCUUCCCCUCCUCUGUCCCUGCAGGACAUUCCCUGAAGCAGCCGCAACUCAACUACUCCGACUUCUUCCCGGACUACUUCUCCUUGGCGGAAAAACCCCCGGCCGAAUUCUGCCUCUCUCCAGACGGCAACACAGAGUCCAUCUCCAUCGAUCUGCUGCAGAAGAAGGGUGAGGCCCCGGCAGCAUCUGUGGGGUGCCAGGCAGGGAAGUGGGGCUUCUGCCCCCCCUGCCCUUCAGCCAGACACAGCUGAGCAAAGGGCUUGGGGGCUCAGUUUGAGUGGCGAUUGACAGACAACACCCCAAAAGUGUCCCCAAAGUGCAUGAGGAGCCCAGAUGAAGGAAGGAGAGUGUGGGGAGGAGGGGGCUACCUGCUGGGCGCCGUAUCAGGGGCUGGGGGGCUCCUCCUGCAGUCACGUUUUUUGCCAUGUCCCAACGACAAGGACCUGGGAGAGACCAGGGUUCGAAUUUCCUCUCAGCACAUGAAGCUCACUGGGCGACCUUGGGCCAGUCGCUGCCUCUCUCAGCCCAACCUGCCUCGCAGGGUUGUUGUUGAGGAAGAUGUUGUAAACAAAAAUCUGCUCUUUCCCCUUAUGGGGUAUCCAAGAGCCCAUAUAGAGGUUCCCCGUUGGUAGGAGAAAAUAACAGGCCAACCAGAGAAUAUUGAGAAGCAAAGCAGCUAGUAAGCCUGAUCUUUAUCGAUCUGUUGCAACAGGGUCCUUGUUCACCACACGCAGGAGGAGGAGGAACCCAGAACAAUGGCACGCAAGGCCUUAUAUAGACAUUUUCAAUUCCCUGCCCUGGAGCUCAAGACCACCCCCCAAAUACAUCAUACCUACAUCACAGAAGGGGUGUAACCCAAGACCCCCACAAAUAUCAUACCUACAUCACAGAAAGGGCGGUCUACAGCAGGAAUCUGAGUGCUUUGUUUACUUCCUGUCUGCCAGGUUACCUGUUUAAUGGUCACUUGAUUAGAUUGCCUGGGGUGCCUGGCCAGUCUUUUGUAAUGAUAAAUACUUAGUUCCUGAGCCAGGUCACAGGCUCACACCCUAUUCAUAUCUUAAAUGUGCCCUUAAGACAGGAUUUGUGAGGAAAGAGACAAUGUGGAGGUUUUCUACUUUGUCCUUGCAGAGAAAACAUUUGGUCAGUUUGGGAAUCAAAAUGGUUCCAGGUUGGCCUUCCUGUGCUGAUCUAUGUACGUGCUUGGUUGGUACACUUAGGAACAUUUAACAUAUAUCUGAGACCUCAAAAUUCCUGUCACAAGGGGGAGCACCUCCUUGAGCUCCUGGGAGAAAGAGAUGAGAAACAAAUAAAUGAGUAAAAUUAUAAUCUCUCCCCCUGCCUCCCGCUUCAGCUACCAGCAGUUGUGGGAGAUGGCCUGUGUGGGGAGAGUUAGCGCUCCAGCGCAUGGGCCAAAUCCAGUCGCUUCCUCCCCUCCCAGCACAGAACAAGUCUUUGGGAAAUUUAUCCGAGUGGCCCAUCUUUGCAUGUUCCAGAUGGCAGCAGCCUCGCUUGGGCACUGAAGCGCUUGAACACGUUUGGGGGCUGAGCCUCGCCCCCAAUCUGGACUCUCUCUCUCCCCUACUCAAGUGUAGGGGAUAGGCGGGCCGCCUCUUCCAUUGCAACUGGGCAGGAAUUCCUGCUGGCUCCUGGAACCAGGAUUCUCCCAGAGUUCUCAAAGAUAAUAGAAGCAGCAGGAUUACACCCUCAGAUCUUCAGGUUUCCUGCAUUUCAGGGGGGCGAGGGACACACCAGAUGGAGCUCUGCAAUUCUAGGAUUCUUGGAGUUUUAUCCAAGAAGGAAACUUCUGGGGGUGGACUUCCUGGGACCUUCUCUGCAGUGUGGGGCAGGCGAGGGAUGCAUGGUGAGGGUCCUCACCCACCUGCCCUCUUUUCCCGCACCCCAGGUCUCGUCAAGGCGAUCAACAUGGCUGUGGAUUUGAUUGUGGCGCAUUUUGGGACCAGCAGGGAUCCUGGGGUGAAGGUGAGCCCCAACGUUCCUCCUUUUCUCCCUCUGCCUCCCCUCCCCUUCCUUGGGUCUAGGUCACCAGGAGCAGCCAGGAUCCUCCAGGGGCCCCAGAGCCCUUCCCUGCCUUUCAAGACAUGGCCACCACCAUCGCUGCCGCCCCCCCCCCCAGCCCCUGUCCCUUUAGCACAAGUAGGAAGAGCCUGUCCUGGAUCAGGCCACCGGCCCACCUAGUCCAGCAUCCUCUUCUCACAGUUGUCCGUGGGGAACCUGUGGGAAUGUUCAGGGAUGCAGGAGACGAUAUAUUGUCUGAUUAUAGCCUUUCCAACUUGUGUAAACAAGUUCCACAAUUUAGCAGAGUAACAUUCCCCCUUUUAAACUUGCAGCGGAUGCGUUUGCUCAGGCUCGCUAAAGCCUCUAUAAUAACUGUUCUGGUAUUUCCCCCUUAUUCCCUCAUAAAAGAUAAGACACGACACAGUCUUCUAUAAAAGUAUAAAAAGGUUUACUCACACAUCAUUCUGUUCUCAAUAGGAUCCCAGAAGGCAGACUUAGCUUAGAAAAGUAACAUACACUUGGAAACUAUCUCAUAAGGAGACAGUCCCUUUGUCCUCUCUUGGCUGGAGGCCUAGAGAGCAUCUUUGGCUAAGCAGAUGUUGCUUCUUCGAUGCAUGUAGUCAAAAGAGAGAGACGGCUGCCCUGCCCUGUGCUUUUGUUGUUACCUGCACAAGUGAGGCCACGCCCACUUCUAGUCACAUGCAGAGGAAGUCUGUCUCAGCCCAGAAGGAAACAGGAAGUUUACCUGCUGGCUGGACAAACAUUCCUCCCCUUGUGUAAACAUGUUCACUCUAGGAAUGUUGUACUUGACUGCUCUUGUGUUUCACAUCCCAUAGAACCAGCAAGCAGGAUUCAAAUCCAGGGUGUUCUCUUAACCCUCUUUUAAAGCCAUCACUGCCUCCAGUGGGAGGGAGUUCCAUAGCUUCACUCUGUGUUGCAUGAAGCAGUUGUUCCUGCUGGCAAAGUGCUUCCUUUUCUCCCUCCCGAGUCUUCCAACGCUCAGCUUCGUUAAUGAUCAGGAGAGCGGUGGGCAAGCGGGGAGACGAGGCCAGAGGGGGUCGCAUGGUUUGCCAGGUCCCAGGUCAGCUCCCAAAGAGGAGCCCUUUGUGAGUCAGGAUCUGGACCCCUUCCUCUCCUUGAGGAGAAGCCUUUCUUGCAGCAGUCCUGGGCAAAUCUUCAUAGGAAAACCUGGCAGGAGACUAGGAACCCAAGCCUAUUGAAUCCCAGGCUGUGGGUGCAAGGGGACUCUGCAGAAUCUUGAAAAAGAAUACAGUCAUACCUCUUGUUACGUUUGCUUCAGGUUGCGCGUUUUCAGGUUGCGUCCCAUGGCAACCCGGAAGUACCGGAAAGGGUUACUUCUGGGUUUCGCCACUCGCUCAUGCACAGACGCGCAAAAUGACGUCAUGCACAUGUGCAGAAGCGGCGAAUCGCGACCCAUGCAUGUGCAGACACGGGGUGCGUUCCUUUCAGGUUGCGAACGGGGAUCCGGAACGGAUUUCGUUUGCAACCAGAGGUACCACUGUACUGUAGCUCCCUCGGGGAGUUGGAUAUGUUUAGCCUGGGGAAGAGGAGACUGAAGGUGGGACAACACACAGGGGGGGAAAUGCUAUAAACAAAUCAGAAAUUAGAUCGUUAUAACAAAAGGGGGAAAAACCCUAUGGAAAAACAUGUAUAAAAAUUCUCUGCUCUCUGGCGCCAUCUGGUGUUGCAUGUUUAUAGCACAUUCAAACAGUUGUGUCUUUGCUGAGUCCUGAGAGGAGAUCUCAGGGGCUGUCAGAGGGAAGAUGGAGCCAGCUUCUUUUCUCCUGCUCCGUAUGGUAGCACCAGAACCAGCGUGGUGGACUUUCCUCCACUGGAGGUUUUUAAAAAAGAGCUUGGCCAUCUGUCAGAGAUGCUUCAGCUGCGAUUCCUGCACUGCAGGGGGUUGGGCUUGAGGACCAGAUAGAUCAUUCAGUAGAGCAUGAAACUUAAUCUCGGGGUCAAGGGUUCGAGCUUUGCCUUGGCCCAGAGAUUCCUGCGAUGCAGGGGGUUGGCCUAGAUGACCCUGGGGGCUCUUCCACUUCUGCAAUUCUGUUAUUUGAUGACCAGCACGCUCUGCCAGUUGGAAAUGUGUCUUGCAGCGGGAGGGUUUUGUUUCCCAGAGACGGGCAUGUUUGGCAAGGGAGCCUCGCCUGUUCCUGGAAAGGCUGAGACAUCAGCAGCCGCGUGACUCUGCCCUGUUCCUCAAACUCCCUCCCGGCUCCAGCUCCCCCCCGCCCCUCCCUGCCAGGGUUUAUGUCUUGCUUAUUUAUAGUAAUCCUGAGGAUUUGCAGCCAAGACAGGUCACAGCCUUGAGCGUCCCUUAACGCUGCGGAGCUUGAGGCUUCUGCAGUUUGGUCUGGGCCGAGUUCAAGUCUGGUUUCUCCUUAAUCUUACUGCUCUAAUCCCGUCUUAUCUGGUGGGGGCGGAAACCCUGACCGGGGGUUGGGGGGAGAGCUUGCAAGGAGACGCAAGGAAUCGAGCACACUGACCAAACAGGCUGGGCGGGGGGCGUUGCUCCAGAUCCCCCUUGACUGAUUGUGUGGCCUUGGCCAAGUCACUUCUCAAAGUUUCUGCUUGCCAAAGGGAAAGGAUGGGGCCUCCUCUGCAGGGGUGUUGUGAGUCAUCGGCCUGGGGGAAAGUGCUCUGGGGUGCAUCUGUGGGAAUGUUCAGGGAUGCAGGAGAGGAUAUAUUGUUUGAUUAUAGCCUUUCCAACUUGUGUUAACAAGUUCACAAUUUAGCAGAGUAACAUUCCCCUUUUUAAACUUGCAGCGGAUGCGUUUGCUCAGGCUCGCUAAAGCCUCUAUAAUAACUGUUCUGGUAUUUCCCCCUUAUUCCCUCAUAAAAGAUAAGACACGACACAGUCUUCUAUAAAAGUAUAAAAAGAGUUUACUCACAUAUCAUUCUGUUCACAAUUGGAUCCCAGAAGGCAGACUUAGCUUAGAAAAGUAACACAUAUCUGGAAACUAUCUCAUAAAGAGACAGUCCCUUUGUCCUCUCUUGGCUGGAGCAUCAUUAGAGAGCAUCAAACAGGAUGAAUCUGAGCCUGGUCAGAUUUAUUGACCUGCCUAGUGCAGGAACACUUUGUCUCUCUGACUCUUGCUCACCUUUAAACCAGAGAUCAUAGAAUCGCAGAAUCACAGAAUUGGGAGGGACCCCUAAUUAUCCUCUAGUUCAACCUGCAGCAGUGAGUUCCGCAGGCUUAGGUUGGAAGGUCAAACAAGACUACAGCCAAGAAAUUGAAGCAAACCAGCGGUCGGAAGGCCUGAUCUUUAUUGUUGCAACAAAAUUCCAAACUACAACAUAGAAGAAGCGGAGAGUAGCCCCAAACAGUGGGUUAUGUCAGUUUUUAAAAGUUUCCCAUAAUACAUUUCCAGAAGCAUCAUCAAGACAUCACAGAGAUGUCACAGAAAAGGUGUGGUCUCAGGCAGAACCUGAGAUCCAGGCAUGCCCAAGUCACUCAAAUAUAGUCUUUCAGUCUUGCUCCAUCAAGGUACAAAGGAAAGCAUUUACGGUUCCCUGGUCCCUGAGUCAAGUCAAAUAGACCCCUUUGUCUUAUCUGGGCUUCUUCCCACUGGGACUUUAAAAGGGGGUUAAGAGAACACCCUGGAUUCAAAUCCUGCUUGCUGCUGUUCCUUAAAUUUAUUUAUUUUAUUAUCUUCUGCAUAGCCACAUUCAUUUAGUUUGCUCAUUUAAUUAUCUGCUUUAAAUAUAUACUCUUAUGAAACUGCAGGUUAUUUCAAUAAUCCUGCUAAUGCUUUUAUCUGUUCACAAUUUAUCUGUAAAUAUUCAAGACGUAAACCAUUUCCAUUCUUUUAUAAAAACUCGUUAUCUUGAUUUCUUAUUCUUCUGGUAAGUUUCACCAUUUCUGCAUAUUCCAUAAGUUUUUGUAUCCAUUCUUCCUUUGCUGGGACUUCUGCUUCUUUCCACUUUGGGGCAAGUCGCAUUCUUGCUGCUGUAGUAGCACACACAAAUAAAUUUCUAUACAAUUUAGGUAGUUCUGUCCCUAUGAUUCCCCAAAGAAAAGCUUCUGGGUGUGUGUGUUUUUAAUAAAAGUUAUUUUGAACAUCCUUUUCAAUUCAUUGUAUAUCAUUUCCCGAUAAACUUUUUUUUAAAAAAAUUAUUUUAUUAAUUUUCCAAAAACAACAAAAAGUAAAAAACAACAAUACAUAUUCAAACAUAGAAAAAAAUAGAGUUAACUUCCCCCUAUUCCUUUCCAUGGUUCUAUUGUUUAUCAUCAUACCACAUGUCCAUUUAAAAUUAUAAAAAUCAUUUAAUUAUAAAAUCAUUAAAAUUAGUUAUUGUCCAGCCAUAAUGUCUUUACGAGUAUUUUUAAAAUCCUGCUAAUGUAUUAACCUGUGUACACUGCUUCUGUAGAUAUGCAAUAAAGUCCUUCUAAUCUUCUUUAAAUUCAUUGUCAUCUCUUCCUCUUAAUUUCAAAGUCAAUUUUGCCAUUUCAGCAUAUUCCAUUAAUUUCAUUUGCCAGUCUUCUUUAGCUGAGACACGUUUCCCAGUAAGCUUUAACCUUCCUACCAGACCACCCCAUAUGGUCAAAAGAAUCUUCUUCCUCUGCCGUCCUCUGAUUCUCUCCCCUCCUUUCGCAGGCCAAACUGGGGAACAGCUCCGUCAGCCCCAAUGUGGGGCACCUCAUCCUGAAGUACCUGUGCCCGGCCAUCCGGGACGUGCUGAGCGACGGGCUCAAGGCCUACGUCCUGGACGUCAUCAUCGGCCAGAGGAGGAACAUCCCCUGGAGCGUGGUGGAGGCCUCCACGCAGCUGGGUAUGCUGAUCAGGGGUCCCAGGGGGCAGUGGCGUAGCAAGGCCAGGUGGUACCUGGCGCAGAAAAUUUCUGGUCACCACCCCACACAUUGAAAUAUAUAUUUUUUUAAUAAAAUGUAUAGACCACUUUUUAAAAAACAAACAAAAACAAACUUCAAAGCAGUUUACAAAAAAGAUAAAACAAGAAAACGAAGAAAAAUAUUCAACAUACAAAAUUUAAAAGACUAAAACAGAUUGGAAAUUAUUUCAAAAUGUAAGCAUUUGAGCAGGUUUGUCUAAACAAGAAUGCUUUAAAGCAGAUGCCAGAUGGACUACAGUACAGGGGCUUUCCUGACAUCAAGAGGCAGGGAGUUCCAGAGGGCAGGCAGUUGGCACACUAAGCAGCUGGCUUCUCACAGGGAUCAUGGGGCACCUGCAGUUGUGCCAGUUCCACCGAUCAAAGCUUUCCAGUACACACAUCAAGUGGGAUUCAUCUGUUCCAACCUUGGUUUUAUGUGGUUUAAAUAACGACAUGAUACUUUAAAGGCAUGUUGGAAACAGCUUUGGCUUGAAUGUGAUCAAGCCGGGUGGGUAUAUGUUGGAAGAAACCUCCAAGAUCACAAGAGGAGGAGGCAGUGGCGAAGGCUUCUUUAAAAGAUCCCAGCUGGGCCCUGACUGGCGUUACGGGUCAAAACCAGCAACUUGGGGCAAGAGAGAGACUUUCCAAUGUUUGAAUCCUGAAGCCGAAAUCCCUUUGGGCCGUUUUCAGCCUCAUGAUCGCUUCAUCGAUGACUAUUUAUUUCAAGAUUUAUGCAAAAGAAAACACCAACCUCAAAGUGAUUUACAGAAAAAGUUUAAACAAUAAACUGAUGAGAAAAAUUAGCAGAAACUAUUGAAGACUUUCAAAAAGUUGAAAUAGCAAUAAGCUGAAAACAGAUUAAAACUGCCUCUUUGGGAUGUUGUGUUGCGAUACCUGCCGUGCAGGGGGUUGGGCUAGAUGACCCUGGGGUCCCCUCCAACGCUGCACUUCUGUGAUUCUCCCGUUCCUCCCCAGGCCCCUCCACCAAGGUCCUGCACGGCCUCUGCAGCAAAGUCAGCCAAUACCCGGAGCUCACCAGCCACUCCAUGCGCUUCAACGCCUUCAUCCUCGGCCUCCUCAAGUAAGCGCUGCUUCCCCCUUCUCACGCCAGCCCUUUGGGGUGGGCCCACGGGGGCAGGCGGGGGGGAGAAUGUGAGGGAAACGAGCAAAUCUCCAGGGCACUACCCCCCACAAUAAAACUAAACACUCCCAAAGUCUGUGGUUUACCUGUGGUUUCUGCAUUGCAGGGGUUGGGCCAGAUGACCUUUGGGGGUCCCUUGCGACUCCACAAAUAUGUGAUUCCAAGGGAGGAAGGUGAGGGGUUCCAUGGAGCCCACCCCUCCACCCCUUGGCUGCUGCCUCAUAGGAGACUUUUGUGCUUUAAAGCCAGGCCUGGAGACUUGGGGGAACCUCCAUCUCUCCAUGAGAGAGCCUUUUCUGCCACCUCACAAACCGGAACUCAAGUCUGAUUCUUGCAUAACUUUCUGGCCAGCCAAAACUCCCAUGGGGGCCUUUUCCCACACUGCUGGUCCCCACAUGGCAGCGGGGCUUUCCUUGGGGGCUCCUGCAACGCCAGAAACUCCUGCCAUCAGCCUGCCUUGCUUCUGAGUUUGGCAGCUGGGGUGUCCUUCCUGCCAGGCCCACACUUGUGGGUCCUGGACACGAGACUGAUUGACUCUCAGCCCCUCUCUUUCUCUCUCUCUGCUUUCUCCUCCAACAGCAUCCGGUCCCUGGAGUUCUGGUUUAACCACCUCUACAACCACGAAGGUAAGAAGAGGUGGCUGGGAGGUGGGAGUGCACAGGUGGCCUGCAUUCAAUGCAGUGGUUGGGAUCUUGGCCGAUGGCCGGAAGGAAGAUUCUGCAGAGCUGCCCACCUUGAGUCGAGCACCUUGCCGGGGGAAGCAGGAGAGCGUCCCGGUCAGGUCCGAGAAAUGGGGCCAGAUGAGCCACGGAGAAUCAGUCUCGUACUGGCAUUGUGAAGGGUGCUUUGAGCAUUUUGGGGGUGAGCAGAACUGGGGAGGGAGCCAGGCACCCGUUCUCCGCAGCUCCCCCAGGAGGCAGGGAUGGCCACCAACUUGGAUGCCUUUAAAGGAGGAUCAGGCCAGUUUGUGGAGGCAGCGGUGUAGCAGGGGUUGCCAGUGACCGGGGCAGGGAAGCCACCGAGGCUGCAGGGCUCUGCUUCACCACCCACCCACCCGCCUGUGCUGUGGGGGGGCCUCCUUUUCUCUCCUGGAAUGUCUGAUGCCAUGAUACCUACCCUGUUUCCCCGAAAAUAAGACAGUGUCUUCUAUUAAUUUUUGCUCCCAAAGAUGCGCUAGGUCUUAUUUUCAGGGGAUGUCUUAUUUUUCCACGAAGAAGAAUACGGUACACAUUUAUUGUCUAACAGUGAGUCAGCCAGACUCCGUCAGGGCAGAGCGAGCGGCAGGCGGCAGCUUGUCCUGGUGUCGGCGUGGGCUCUCUGAUUUAAAGAGACCUCGCACUGCCUGAACAGCUCCAGCUGCGCUGCGGCCAAUCAGUGAGCUGCGCGACGGCACCCACCACUACGGUCCAGAGGAGUCAGACGCCUCACGGUAGCUUUGGGGGCCUUAUAUUCCGGGGAGGCCUUAUGUUCGGGGGGGCCUUAUUAUCGGGGAGGUCUUAUUUUUGGGGGGAUGCCUUAUGCCCUGUUUCCCCAAAAUAAGACUUACUUCCAGUUUUGCCUCUCGCUGUAAAAUAAGACCUAGCUCAUCUUUGGGAGCAAAAAAUAAUAUAAGACACUGUCUUAUUUUCAGGGAAACAGGGUAUUACAGCGAGAGGCAAAACUGGAAGUAGGUCUUAUAUUUGGGGAUGUCUUAUUUUCAGGGAAACAGGGUAGGAGAAAGGCUUCGGUUUUUUUGGUAAACGUUAAUUUGAGCAUCUUUUUAAAUUCAUGGUACAGUGGUGCCUCGCAAGACGAAAUUAAUCCGUUCCGUGAGUCUCUUCAUCUUGCGGUUUUUUCGUCUUGCGAAGCACGGCUAUUAGCGGCUUAGCGGCUAUUAACGGCUUAGCGGCUUUAAGAAAAAGGAAACAAACUCGCAAGAACUCGCAAGAUGUUUUGUCUUGCGAAGCAAGCCCAUAGGGAAAUUCGUCUUGUGGAACGACUCAAAAAACGCAAAACCCUUUCGUCUAGCGAGUUUUUCGUCUUGCGAGGCAUUCGUCUUGCGAGGUACCACUGUAUAUAAGUUCCCAGAAGCUCUUUAUUUAUGUUUUACAACUCCACCACCUGUGGACUGAAUGACAACCUGCGGUUCUCCCUCUCCCUGCAGACAUUGUCCAGGUGCACUACCAGCCGGUGGGCUUCCUCUCGCUGUCGCAUGGCGUGUGCCAGGGCCUCUUUGAGGAGCUCCUCCUCCUCCUCCAGCCCCUCUCGCUGCUCCCCUUCAGCCUGGACCUCCUCUUUGAGCACCACCUGCUGCAGAUGGGCAAGGAGCAGCAGCAGCAGAAGGAGAUGCUCCGCGUCCAGCAGGGCCUGGUCCUCUCGGCCCACUCCACCCUCCAGCUGAUGAGGAGCCGGGGGGCAGCAGCAGCAGCAGCAGCCAUGGGGGCCGGCGGCGGCACCAGCAGCACCACCAGCAGCAGCAGCCUGGAGAGGAGCGUCGGCGGCUGGGCGGUGGCGGAGCAGGACCGCGGCCGGGAGAGCCAUGGGGGACCCCCGGUGAAGGCAGCAGAAGAAAGGGUCAAAGGCGAGGGGGCCCCAUCAGUGGCACCCCCCGAGAGGGAAGCAGAGUCGGCGCGGUGGAAGGGGCCCCCCGAGCCCAAGAAAGACAAGCAGGCCAGCUGGUGGUACCAGCUGAUGCAGAGCUCCCAGGUCUACAUCGAAGGGUCGGCGGAAGGGGCUCGCUUGGCCCGCUACGAGCGCAGGAAGAAGGGGGUGGCAGGGGGGACGCCCCGGCCGGCCGAGCCCAAGAAGGGGCCUCCUCCGCGGGAGGGGGUGGUGGAAGGGGCGGAGGCCUGCCCCAUCGCGGAGGUGCCCCUCCAAGACAGACCCCCGGCGGACGUGGCAGCGACAGGGACUGAGCCUCGGUGGAAGGCAGAGACCCCCCCCGCCCGGGAGGCAGCGAAGGAGAAGACCCUCCGGCCGUUCUGGAUGGGCAGCCCCCCAGACUCGGUGCUGACUGAACUGAAGCACACCGGGGAGAAGGACGCGGUGCCAGCCCCAAACCAGGGGGGUCCCCAGGAGGACAACGGCACCCCCAAGUGGGGGCACCUCUUUGGUUCCCGGAAGGCGCCCAAGGAGCCCAAGCAGGCCAACAGGUAGGUGGGGUGGGGGCAGCAACCUGGGGGUGCAGGAGGGGGCUGGCGGUUUGGGUGCACCCUAGAGCGGCAUGGGAUGGGCAGAGACCCCAAAGGCUGGGAAUAGGAGGAGGAGGAGGAGGAGGGGGUCUCCGUGGCACUUUGACCUCAGGCUUUUUGCAAAGAGGUGCCACUGGCCUGGAGGUCUUUGAGUUGAUAGUACAGUGCUCCCUUGGGUCUCAAACUUAAUCCGUUCCGGAAGCCCGUUCCAAAACCAAAGCAUUCCAAAACCAAGGCGCGCUGCUUUCCCAUAGAAAGUAAUGCAAAAUGAAUUAAUCCAGACUUUUAAAAACAACCCCUAAAACAGCAAUUUAACAUGAAUUUUACAAUCUAAUGAGACCAUUGAUUCAUAAAAUGAAAGCAAUAAACAAUUUACUGCAGUCACACAAUCCAUCAAUCAGUAGCUGAACUGAGUUCAACACAGUCACACACAAAAAAACCAAAGAGCCGCAAAAACAAAAACACAAAAUAAACAGUAAAAACAGACAGACCUCAGCAUAGCACUCAAAACAGAAGCGUAACACUCAAAACGGGUCACAUUUGACUUCCGAAAAAAGUUCGCAAACCGGAACACUUACUUCCAGGUUUGCAGUGUUCGGGUUCCAAGCUGUUUGAGAACCAAGGCAUUUGAGAACCAAUCUGAGAUUGUGGGGUGCAGAAAGGGAGCCCCAAGAACACUGUCCCCCCCACUGUGCCAAUAUCUCUGGCAAUAAUGACGAGGCUGAAACAGAGGAGGAAGCAGGGUGAAUGCCACUCCAAACAAGGGCACAGUCUGCUCUUCUCUUCUCUGGUGUGUUUAUCUCCCGCUUCUCCUUCAAGGAGGCAGGCAUUGCUUUCCGCCUUCCUGUUUUAUCCUCACAACAGCCCUGAGAGGGAGGCUAGGCUGCCCUGAGGUCCCCCAGCGAGCUUCGUGGCUGAGUGGGGAUUUGCACCCUGCUCUCUCCCAGGUCCUAGUCCAGCGCUCUCACCACUGCGCCACAUUGCCGCUUGUCCUUCGAAGGAGCCCGAUUGCUGCCCUGGCACCGCCCUGGGAUGGCAAUGGCCCCCCAAGGGCAGCCUCCCUCCCUGCAGCUGCUCUCCUGAGCCAUCCCAGUUCAGGGCUGCUGGUGCAAAGGCCGGGGGGGGGGGGGCAGACCCAGGACAUUUCAGAAUGGAAACUGAAAAGAAGGUUAAGCAGGCAAAGGUGGGAAUGCUGAAACUAUAGAUGUUUCUGUGUCUUCAUCAAGCAGCACUGGAUUAAGACCUUCAAAGGCCCUAAGCACAUAAAAGAUUUCGUUGCCCCCCCCCAUAUAUCUAAUUCAAAAUACAAACAAGAACAAACCCUCAAAUAAAAUUUUAUUUUUUGAAAUGAAACAAAACCUACAGUGAGAUGGAAAAUAAUGUUCAUUUCCGUGCAUUUGUAUUUGAAAACUUUUCUCUUACUUGUUGUUUAUGAAUAGAUGUUAUUAGGAUUUAUACAGGGACAUACAAAACUUAAUAUCAUAUCUCUGGGGUUUUUGGUCCAAAUCAAAAUAUUGAUUUGGAUUCAAUAAAACUCGUAGAGAAAAAGAAAUGCAGGAAAUAUAGAAAGGCAGAGAGGGAGAUAAAGAAGAAAUAGACAAGAGAUUUAAAAGGUGGGAGAAUAAUAAAGUUCAAAAGUUAAAGAACUUCCGAUUCUUCAUUUGACUGCUGCAUAUAAGCAAUACAGUCAUACCUCAUGUUGUGUCCGCUUCAGGUUGCGUUUUUUUGGGUUGCGGACUGCCGAAACCUGAAAGUACCAGAACAGGUUACUUCCGGGUUUCGGCAGUCACGCAUGCACAGAAGCGCAAACACGGGUUGCGAAUGCUUCGGGUUGCGAAGGUGCAUCCUGCACAGAACACGUUCGCAAUCUGAGCAUCCACUGUAUUCACAUCCCUACAAAGCUACUUUCUAUAAGCAAAUAUUAUCUUCCAUCCUCAAAUCCAAAUGCCAUUAUUUCAAAACAUCUAUGAGAAGUUUCCAGUCUCCCAUAAAUGUUAAGAAUGACUUUUCUCUGCUUAAGCAUGCCGGUUUUUCCAUCUCAGCCAUUCUCCCAUUGCUGGUAGUGACGAGUCCUUCCAUCUCUGUGCAUAUAAAAGUCUCGCCCCUGGAAUUGAAGCAAAGCUCCAGAGAACUUUUCUAACUGUAUAGCUGGAAGUCCCACUUCCGGUGAGCUCAGGCGGUGUGCUAGGAGCCUCUUCUCUGCACUCCUGCUGGAAGAGAUAGUUGGGUGGCACUUAUGGCGGCUAGGAAACAUUUCCUCCUACUUUUUCUAAUUGCUAAGCCUGUGCUCAGAUCCUCAAAACUAACCUUAUGUCACACAUCCGCUUCUGUACUUAGUAGAGAUGAGGCACCUAGUCUGCCUCGUUGCAGAGUUCUUCUGUUGGGAUUUUUAAUGUACAGCAAUUGUGACCAUUAAUGUUGAAAAUCUGGCAAUGGGAAAUUUCUGUGGUUCCCCCUUCCUUUGAUGACCCAAGCACAAGCUUCUUUUGCUGAAUGCUUAAUCCAGCCCUGCUUUCCAGGCUGAACCCACAGGGUAUGGCGCGCUCAACCCCGAUAUUUCCCCAACAGCUGCCUCUCGCGUUAUUUCUGUCGUUCUCUGAUCCGCCUACUGGUCUUGACUUCCUUCUCCCCUUCCAGGCUGCCCUCUGGCUGGCUGAGCCUGGACCGCUCCGUGCUGCAGCUGAUGGCACAGACAGUGGGGGCCACGGUGUGGAGAGAAGCUUCCUCGGAGCCUGAGCGGCUGGCGCCGGACCCUCCUCCCGCACAUCCCAAGCAGCCACUGCCGGACAGGGGAGGCUCCCCCGAGACACCAUGGUGAGGGAUACUGUGGGGCAACAGGGGGUCGGGGUGGGGGCAGCCACAGGGCUGGGGGGCCAGGGUCUGUCUCAAGGAUGCUCAAGCUAGAAGGCUUUUUGGGGGAGUUUCUCAGAGGCCCAGGACCUCCCCCCUCUGGGACCCCUCAGGCUUGUGGUCCUGGCAACCAGUCCAAGGGGGUCUCAUGGAAAGCCCUGCAGGGGUGAGAACUGAGCCCCCGGCUUGGGCGGGGAGCAGAGGCCUGGAUCUCUUGGGGGGGUGAGGGGGCUGGGCUCAAAAGCAACCUCAGGUGAGGGAUGGAGAGCAUUUGUGACCCUCAGGGUGCUGAUAGACCCCCCCCCCCAUGAAGCCAGGAGUCUGGUGAGAGUGAGAGUGCAGAGAUGCUUGAGGUUGCUCAGCCCAUCAUAGUCCUUCUCUCUGACAAGCUUCCUUUAUGGUUUGCCCCCAGGCCUUGUGGCCGAUGGAAGUGGCCCCAGAGGCAGCUGGUGGGCUGUGGCCGUUGUGCCCUGUGGGAGAGGAGGACCCCUCGUCUGUGGAGAACCCCCCCAUGCUGCCCCACUGCCCCUCCUCCAACAGUCGGUGGUGACCAUGCAAUCCCGGAAUGUCACAGUUGGAAGGGAGCCCCAGGGAACAUCUAGUCCAGCCCCUACCAGGCAGAAAUCACAGCUGAAAGAGUAGGGGGCCCCAACCUCUCCAGCCCCUGAAGGACCAGGUGUGCAGCCUGGGAGUCAUUUUGGACUCACAGCUGUCCAUGGAGGCGCAGGUCAAUUCUGUGUCCAGGGCAGCUGUUUACCAGCUCCAUCUGGUACACAGGAUGAGACCCUACCUGUCUUGCCAGAGUGGUGCAUGCUCUAGUUAUCUCCUGCUUGGACUACUGCAAUGCGCUCUACGUGGGGCUACCUUUGAAGGUGACUCAGAAACUACAACUAAUCCAGAAUGCAGCAGCUAGACUGGUGACUGGGAACGGCCGCCGAGACCAUAUAACACCGGUCUUGAAAGACCUACACUGGCUCCCAGUACGUUUCCGAGCACAAUUCAAAGUGUUGGUGCUGACCUUGAAAGCCCUAAACAGCCUCGGUCCAGUAUACCUGAAGGAGCGUCUCCACCCCCAUCAUUCUGCCCGGACACUGAGGUCCAGCGCCUUCUGGUGGUUCUCUCCCUGCGAGAAGCCAAUUUACAGGGAACCAGGCAGAGGGCCUUCUCGGUGGUGGCACCCACCCUGUGGAACGCCCUCCAACCAGAUGCCAAAGACAUAAACAACUAUCUGACUUUUGGAAGGCAACUGAAGGCAGCCCUGUUUAGGGAGUUUUUAAUGUUUGAUUCUAUUUUUCAUAUUCUGUUGGGAGCCGCCCAGAGUGGCUGGGAAAACCCAGCCAGAUUGGCAGGGUAUAAACAAUCUAUUAUUGUUGUUGUUGCAGGGCAUAAAUAAUCAAUUGUUUGUCAGUGUUUGAAAAAAGAAAAGGUUCUGACCUCCUUUUCGCUCCUUUGCCUAGUCCUCAGACCUUAUUUGGCACAAAGAGUCCUUAAGAAAGAGUACUUUGCCGAAUGCUGCUUUUAUCCUUAAAAAGUCUUCUUCUCCAACCACGACCGACAGCUUUUAUAAACACCAAACGCAACCAGCUUUCUACCCUCCAACCAACCCACACCACACUAACAUUGACCACUCUAUAUAUACAAGUAUAAUUUGGUGAACGGUUGCAUGAGUCAUUGUAGGUCGCUGACUCCUGCUGACUUAGUUCUUUUAGCAUUCAAGAAACAGCAGCCAAUAUUUUAGCCGUGACGUUGUUGUUGUUGUUGUUCCCUCACGACCCCCUCCUUCCCUCCGCAGCGAGGUCAAGGCCCUGUGCCACCACAUUGCCACGGAGGCUGGGCAGCUGAGUUUCCAGAAGGGUGACGUCCUGCGCGUGGUGGGCAAGGUGGACGCCGACUGGCUGCGCUGCAGGCGAGGGGCAGAGAGCGGCUUGGUGCCCAUCAUGUACGUCACCCACAUGGAGGAUGAGGACUACUGA
This is a messenger RNA of Podarcis lilfordi (Lilford's wall lizard), 31807 nucleotides long. The record is from the annotation of a GenBank genome assembly. Lineage: Eukaryota; Metazoa; Chordata; Lepidosauria; Squamata; Lacertidae.